Molecule: messenger RNA, 1164 nt
Organism: Poecile atricapillus (Black-capped chickadee)
Lineage: Eukaryota; Metazoa; Chordata; Aves; Passeriformes; Paridae
Product: interleukin-20-like
Exons: 5
Coding region: 1-531 (176 amino acids)
Source: RefSeq, a predicted model, not a curated record
AUGAGAGGAUCCCCCUUGUUCCUCUGCCUCUUCUCCCUGUCCUGCUGGGUGAAUUUGAUGCCGACAGCUGGGGACAAAAUCUUCCACUUUGGAGCCUGCAGGGUUUCCAUGAGCAUGACAGAGAUCAGGGCUGGCUUCACAGCAAUUAAAGCCAAUAUUCAAUCCAGAGACCCCAUCCGGACCCUGAGCAUCCUGUCCCACCCUCACUCCCUGCACAAGGUCAAGUCUUCAGACAGAUGCUGCAUCACUCACCAGCUCUUCACCUUCUAUGUGGACAAAGUUUUCAAGCACUGCAGGACCGAGGACUCGUUUGUGAACAGGAAAAUCAGCAGCAUCGCCAAUUCCUUCCUCAGUGUGAGGAGGAAGCUCGAGCAGUGUCAUGAGAAUAAUAAUUGUGUGUGUGGGGAGGAAUCCACGGAGAAAUUCAAGCAAAUACUUGCAAACUAUGAAGGGCUGAAUGUCACAUCUGCAGCCAUGAAAUCCCUGGGGGAGCUGGACAUCCUCUUGGACUGGAUGGAGAAAUCUCAUUAGUGGGUGGCGUUAAUUACCCACGGCUGGCUGGGGCUGAGGAGCUGCAGGGGCUUUGCAGAGAAGAGAGGGACAAUAAAUCACUGCAUCAGUGCAGUUCCUCAGCAGUUCCAGCUGCAUUCAGGCAAACCUGGAGUGCUUUCCCAGCCAGGGACAUCAGCAGAGCCUUCAUUAAGACAGAAAUAACGAGUUUGAUUAAAUCAACACCGCUGCUACCAAAGGAUGCUCCCAGGGAAAACCCACAAGGGUUUCUCUUGCUGGCAGACAUAAAGCUGUGAUCAUGUCAUAAAGUUAUUAUUUAAAUUACAGAUUGUUUUGUCUGGGGAAUGUGGGGAAUGAGUGCUGAGAGCUGGCUGGGAGGACUCUGGUGCAGCUGAUGUUGCACAAACCUGGGCUCGGUCUCAGGGCUGCUGCCACUGAUGGAUCUGGCUGAAAUGAGGAGUACAGUGUGAGAAAUGCUUCCAAGAACAGGUCCUAGCAGGUAUGUCAGGCCUCAGAAAUCCCUAUUUCCUUUUGAGAUGAUAUUUUCUGCCCUAUCAGUAAAAAAGUUUCUGUGUAAGAUAUGUGGUUGCUGAACAGAAAAAGGUUCUUGAGCGUAUUGUGCAAUUUACUGACACUCAGUAGUGAGUUUUGUGG